AAAAAUAUUCAUGUCCAAACGGUAAGCAAAAGGACAAACAUAUUGGUGUUGGUAACAGAAAGAAAGAAGAGAGGGGAGAGCAUACAGAGAGCGGGCGAUAUUACCAUUGACAGAAAAAGGAGUUUUAUAGGGAAAAAGCAAAGAGGGAGAUGAGAGGGGUCUCUUCAUUUCCCUUUCUUCUUGUCUUCCUUUCCUUUUCUCAUCUAUUCAUCACAGGCUUUUCAGAUGGUUCUUCUAAUCCCAAAAAUGGAACAAAAGUUGAUACUCAUGUUGCAUCCAGCAGUAAAACUGGGUCAACGAUACUCAUUGUAUGCCUUGCCCUUGUGGCGGUAGCGCUUCUAUCAUUUUUCCUUUUCAAGUUUUGGCAAAAGAAGAAGCGUGAAGAGCAGUAUGCUCGUCUGCUAAAGUUGUUCGAAGAAGAUGAUGAGCUUGAGCUUGAGCUGGGUCUUCGGGAUUAAAUUUUGUAUCAGAUGUUAAGAAUGAACGUGCUGAGAUUCAAGUAGUAUCUUAAAUGCACUUCUUGAUUCAGUGAUGACCAUGGCGGCAUAAUCAAGCGAAAUCUUCAUUUCACAAUUGUAGAAAUAUGUAUCAGUAUUAGCAGAAUCAAAAUUAUCAUACAUUCUGUUU
Molecule: messenger RNA, 627 nt
Organism: Lycium ferocissimum
Lineage: Eukaryota; Viridiplantae; Streptophyta; Magnoliopsida; Solanales; Solanaceae
Exons: 3
Coding region: 150-458 (102 amino acids)
Source: RefSeq, a predicted model, not a curated record